Lepisosteus oculatus (spotted gar) is the source of this 1653-nucleotide messenger RNA. It is a transcript of the gene kctd6a, whose product is annotated as potassium channel tetramerization domain containing 6a. Gene Ontology annotation, molecular function: protein binding. Gene Ontology annotation, biological process: protein homooligomerization. NCBI's taxonomy places the organism in Eukaryota, Metazoa, Chordata, Actinopteri, Semionotiformes, Lepisosteidae. The record is from RefSeq and is a predicted model, not a curated record.
GUUUUCCCGGUAAUGUUAACGGUUGCUUAGCUGCUGUGCUGAUGAGCUCAUUCUGCCUCCUACACAAUUUCAGAUGAAAGCAGGAAUAGACUAAAGGGUAUGGAGACAAGCUACAUUACGAAUUCAACGCUUUUUUUUUCCCACAAAUCAUGCUAAUGAAAAAUAGUACUUUUGUUAAUGCAUAGGAAAUAAAAAGCGAAAUUUGUUUACUGCUUUUUUUUUGUUAAACACGUUUAGCCUCCAACGCUCCUACUUAAAUGUGCAUUUUCAUCGGAACUUCUCCGUAGCCUAUCAAGUGGAAGAAUAUUAGUGGUGACGUGCUGCACAAUAACAGACACCACGUUUCCGGUUCCUUCCGUACCUUAGAUGUUACUUGGCGAAAUAGAGAACGCUAAACGCAUUCCUCCGAAAGCGCUUCGAAUGUGCUUGGAUUUUCUCUUUUUUAUGAGCAACACUUCCUGAGCUCCCUCUGGAAGCAGAAGAAUACCCGAUAAAAGACGUAGAGAAAGUAAUUGCUCGUCCCUCUUCUGUUGCUGCAGUGGAACAGGCGGAGUAACACUGCUUCAUUCAGGCUUCCAAGUCCAACUUCGCGGAAAUCGGUGCAAAGUGUCGUUUCCCUUAUUUUGGGAGGACAAAUAUCACGGGUCAACAAACGGGCGAACAGCACAAAGACGGAGGCAUUACACGGGGGAAACCAAAAAUAUUCAGCCCGACAUCUCCGUCCCUGGGGAAGGAGCCAAGCGUUGGAGCAGAUGGAUAAUGGAGACUGGGGGUACAUGAUGACCGAUCCAGUCACUCUGAAUGUGGGUGGCCACCUCUACACCACCUCCCUCUCCACCCUCAGCCGCUACCCUGACUCCAUGCUGGGGGCCAUGUUCAGUGGUGACUUCCCCUCCACCCGGGAUUCGCAGGGAAACUACUUCAUCGACAGGGACGGGCCCCUCUUCAGGUACGUGCUUAACUUCCUGCGCACGUCGGAGCUGACGCUGCCCGUGGACUUCAAGGAGAUUGAUCUGCUGCGCAAGGAGGCCGACUUCUAUCAGAUCGAGCCCUUGAUCCAGUGCCUGAAUGACCCCAAGCCCCUUUACCCCCUGGACACGUUUGAGCAGGUGGUGGAGCUGUCCAGCACGCGCAAGCUCUCCAAAUAUUCCAACCCUGUGGCCGUCAUCAUCACUCAGCUCACCAUCACCACUAAGGUGCACUCCUUGCUGGAGGGCAUCUCCAAUAACUUCACCAAGUGGAACAAACACAUGAUGGACACCCGGGACUGCCAGGUGUCCUUCACCUUUGGACCAUGCGACUACCAUCAGGAGGUCUCCCUGAGGGUGCACCUGAUGGAGUACAUCACAAAGCAGGGCUUCACAAUCAGGAACACAAGAGUGCACCACAUGAGUGAGCGUGCCAAUGAAAACACUGUGGAGCAUCACUGGACUUUUUGCAGACUGGCACGAAAGAUUGAAGACUGAUGUGCUGUUAUUGCUACCAUUGUGUUAUUGUCAUUAUGAACUUGCAACACUAAGCAUAUCUUUGGCCUAUAAAAGCCUGGGAUUCAUUAAGAUCUUAAAAGAACCUUUGAGUCUUGUUUAAAAAAAACACAAGUGUAACUCUUAGAUUUACUUAAAGCAUGUUUUAAAAAGUGUUUUAUAAUAAACA